Gracilinanus agilis (Agile Gracile Mouse Opossum) is the source of this 7331-nucleotide messenger RNA. RefSeq names its product collagen type VI alpha 6 chain (gene COL6A6). NCBI's taxonomy places the organism in Eukaryota, Metazoa, Chordata, Mammalia, Didelphimorphia, Didelphidae. Gene Ontology annotation, molecular function: extracellular matrix structural constituent conferring tensile strength. Bases 1 to 6342 code for a protein of 2113 amino acids. Gene Ontology annotation, biological process: extracellular matrix organization. The transcript has 34 exons. The record is from RefSeq and is a predicted model, not a curated record.
AUGCUUCUGUUUUUCCUCAUCAUCAUAUUCUGUACCAGAGUAUCUGUGAACCAGGAUGCUGGUCCUGAGUUUGCUGAUGUUGUAUUCCUAGUGGAUAGCUCUGACUAUAUGGGGAGCAAGUCCUUUCCCUUUGUGAGAACUUUUCUAAGCAAAACGAUCAACAGUCUGCCAGUGGAGGCCAAAAAAUUCCGUAUUGCCCUUGCCCAGUAUAGCGAUGAUCUACACCAGGAGUUCCUGCUGAGCCCCUUCAUGGCCAAAAAUGCCAUAUUGAACCACCUCAAGAGGAACUUCACCUACAUGGGGGGAUCUUUGCAAAUAGGCAAUGCUCUUGAGAAGGUCCACAAGACCUACUUCUCAGGCCCAAUGAAUGGAAGAGACAAGAACCAGUUUCCGCAGGUUCUGGUAGUCUUGGCUUCAGCCCACUCAGAGGAUGAUGUGGAAGGGCCAGCAAAGGCUUUGCAGAGAGACGGGGUGAAAAUCAUCACUUUAGGGAUGCAAAAUGCUUCAGAAGAAAAUCUAAAAACGAUGGCUACGUCUCAGUUUCAUUACAACCUUAGAACAGUGAGAGAUGUGGCCACAUUUUCUACCAAUAUGACCAGCAUCAUUAAGGAGGUGGCAAAGUAUAAGGCAGGAGCAGAUGAUGCUGAUGUGGAAGAAGUUUGUCACGGCACUUCUGUGGCUGAUGUCGUAUUCCUCCUGGACGAAUAUGUCAACGACACCCAGGAAAACUUGGAGUAUCUUAAAGGAUUCCUGGAAGAGAGCGUGUCUUCUUUCGAUGUGAAAGAGAACUGCAUGAGGAUUGGCCUGGUGACCUACACCAAUGAGACAAAGGUGAUACGUUCCCUGAGCACCGGGACCAACAAGUCAGAGAUUCUACAAGAGAUACAGAACCUGUCUCCCAGGGUUGGGAGAGCCUACACCGGAGCUGCCAUCACAAAGCUCAGGAAGGAAGUCUUCAGUGUCCAGAAAGGCAGCCGGAGGAUGCAGGGGGUCCCCCAGAUAGCCAUUCUGGUUGCUCACAGACCCUCAGAAGAUAACGUCUCUGAAGCUGCUCUUGACCUUCGGCGUGAGGGUGUGACUGUGUUCACCGUGGGCUUGGAGGGCUCUGAUGAUACCCAGUUAGGACAGAUAUCAUCUCACCCUCCAGAAAAGUAUCUUUCCAAACUGAAAACAUUUUCAGACCUGGCAGCCCAUAAUCAGACAUUUCAAAAGAAACUCAGAGGUGAAAUACAGCAUAAGGUAUCCAUCCUAUCAGAACAGACUGAACACCUCAAAGCUGGUUGUGUAGAAACUGAAGAAGCUGACAUCUAUUUCCUCAUCGAUGGCUCAGGAAGUAUCUACCCAACAGACUUCCAGGAAAUGAAGGCAUUUCUGUCAGAAAUAGUAGAAAUGUUCAACAUAGCACCCUAUAAAGUCAGAGUUGGAGCUGUUCAGUAUUCACACAGUCAGGAACUGGAAUUCGAGAUUAACAAAUACUCAAACAAAAAUGAUUUGAGAAAAGCUAUUGACAACAUCUGGCAGAUGGGCGGCAACACCAAUACCGGUGCAGCCCUGGAUUUCACUCUUGGGCUUCUACAAAGAGCAAAGAGACAGAGAGGGAACAAAGUGCCCUGUCACUUGAUUGUCCUGACAGAUGGAAUGUCGGAUGACAGUGUCUUGGAGCCUGCCAAAAAACUUAAGGAAGAACACAUCAAUGUGUAUGCCAUUGGCGUCAAGGAUGCAAACCGAACCCAGUUGCUAGAAAUUGCGGGAACUGAAAAGAGAGUUUACUAUGUAUAUAACUUUGAUUCUUUGAAAGACAUAAAAAAUCAAGUUGUUCAAGGAAUCUGUUCCAAAGAAGCUUGUAAAGACGUGAAAGCUGAUGUCAUGUUCCUGGUGGAUAGUUCUAGAAGCAUAGGACUUGAAAAUUUCGGGAAAAUGAAGGCAUUUAUGAAAAACCUAGUGAACAAGUCUCAGAUUGGAGAAGACCAAGUACAGGUUGGCAUCGUCCAAUUCAGUGACAUGAACAAAGAAGAAUUUCAGCUCGAUAGAUAUCGGACCCAACGUGAAAUUUCUGAAGCAAUAGACAGAAUGUCUCACAUAGACAGGGAGACCCUGACGGGAAGCGCCCUGAAAUUUGUGUCCGACUACUUCCAUCCCUCCAAGGGGGCACGUCCCAAUGUCAGAAAGUUCCUCAUCCUCAUCACAGAUGGAGAAUCACAGGAUCCCGUCAAGGACCCAGCUAUGGCUCUUCGGCAAGAUGGCGUAAUUAUCUACUCUGUGGGCGUAUAUGGCGCCAAUGAAACCCAGCUUGUGGAAAUCAGUGGGAGACCCGAAAUGGUUUUUUAUGUUGAGACUUUCGAUAUUCUUAAGCACAUAGAAGAUGACCUCAUUUUUGGCAUAUGUAACCCCCGGGAAGAAUGUAAACAAAUAGAAGUUUUAGAUGUAGUGUUCAUCAUCGAUAGCUCUGGCAGUAUAGACCAUGAUGAAUACAACAUUAUGAAAGAGUUCAUGAUCAAGCUGGUGAAAAAAGCCGACGUUGGCCAGAAUCGAGUUCGGUUUGGAGCCUUAAAAUACUCCGACGAUCCCGAGAUUCUUUUUUAUCUCGAUGAGCAUGACACCAAGUCCAAAGUGAUUUCAGUUCUCCAGAACGAUUACCCUAAAGGAGGAAAUACGUACACGGCUGAAGCCCUCGCCUUCUCGGACCACAUGUUCACUGAGGCACGGGGCAGCCGCAUCCACCAAAAAGUGCCCCAGGUCCUCAUCGUGAUCACAGAUGGCGAAUCCCAUGAUGCCAACCUACUCAAUGCCACGGCCAAGGCUUUAAGGGACAAAGGCAUUCUCAUCCUGGCGGUGGGAAUUGCAGGAGCGAAUACUGAAGAACUUUUGGCAAUGGCUGGGUCGACUGACAAGUAUUUCUUUGUGGAAACCUUUGGGGGCCUGAAGGGAAUCUUCAGAAAUGUGUCAGACAGUAUUUGUGGUCCUUCCAAAGUGGAAUGCCUUCUGGAGAAGGCAGAUCUUGUUUUCCUCAUCGAUGGUUCUAACAGCAUACAUCCAGAAGACUUCAAGAAGAUGAAGGAUUUUCUAGUGUCAGUAGUGGAUGACUUUGACAUCGGACCUAGCAAAGUACAUGUCGGACUGGCUCAGUUCAGUCAUAUCUACCAGUCUGAGUUUUUCCUGGGGUCAUUCACCAGUGAGGGGGAAGUUUCCACUCGAAUCGAAAUGACUCAACAGGUCUUUGGAAAUACCCACAUUGGCGCUGCGCUGAGACAAGUGGAGCAAUAUUUCCGACCAGAGAUGGGCAGCAGAAUAAAUGUGGGCACCCAGCAAGUUUUAUUGGUCCUCACUGAUGGCCAGUCCCAAGAUGAGGUGGCCAAGGCUGCCGAAGACAUAAGAAGGAAAGGAAUUGACAUAUAUUCUUUGGGCAUUGGCGACGUGGAUGAGCAGCAACUCAUUCAGAUAACUGGAACAUCGGACAAAAAACUAACAAUUGAUAACUUUGAUGAGCUGAAAAAGAUCAAAAAAAGAAUAGUGCGCAAUAUCUGCACACCACGUGGUAGAAGCAGGCUCAACGCUCUGAUAACCAUUGCACUGGAAGAAACUUUGGAUACAGAUGAUCUCGCUGACCUCCCGUACAUUGAAUUUGGGAAAGGAUUUGAUUAUAAGACUCAGUUAACAAUUGGAAUGAGAGAUUUGGGAAGCAAACUCUCAGAAUAUCUGGCUAAUGUUGCCGAAAGAACAUGCUGCUGCCUGCUUUGCAAGUGUGCUGGGGCAGAUGGUGCCAUUGGAGAACCGGGAACGCCUGGGAAAAAGGGCCCUCCAGGUUUUAAAGGAAGUGAAGGCUAUCUAGGAGAAGAAGGUGCUUCUGGAGAAAGAGGAUCACCUGGACCAAUGGGACAAGGAGGCGUUAAAGGAUGCUAUGGGAGCAGAGGUCUCAAGGGAAACAGGGGGCUGAAUGGAGAGGAGGGAGAAGUUGGGGAACUUGGGAUUGAUGGAAUAAAUGGAGAACAGGGUGAUGGCGGCCUUUCUGGAACAAAAGGAGAAAAAGGAGACGAAGGUUCCCAGGGCAACCCUGGGAAGAAAGGACCACCGGGUGAUAGCGGCAGAAGGGGAUUGCGAGGGGAUCCCGGCAACCCUGGAUCAGACAAUAACAGAGACGGACCCAAGGGCUCAAAAGGAGAAAGGGGGAAACAAGGUACAAGAGGACAAAUGGGAAUACCAGGGUCUCCAGGCUCCCGAGGAAACACACCAAGGCAUGGCCGAAGAGGACCGACAGGCCCACAGGGAAUAAAUGGAGCUUCUGGCAUGGAUGGCCAUGAUGGACCAAUGGGAUUAAAGGGACCCCAGGGCCCAAGAGGAGAUGCUGGCAUGAAAGGAGAAGAAGGAAAUCUUGGAAGUAAAGGUCCCCAGGGGCCUCCAGGACCAAAUGGUGUCAAAGGGAGUCCUGGCAGCUUGGGGAUCAGAGGAAAUAAAGGAGAGCUGGGCCCUCCAGGAGAGAAAGGAGCACCUGGAUUAUCUGGUUAUCGUGGAAUGCCGGGAGAAGAUGGACGUGCGGGAUAUGGUAGAAAUGGAGAAAAAGGAGAAAAGGGACAAAGAGGAUUCCCAGGAGAUAGUGGACCAAAGGGGGAAGCUGGUGAUCCCGGCAGUCCAGGAGAAGUUGGGCCAAAGGGGUAUAGAGGGAGAACGAGCCCUGCAGGACCCCCUGGAGAACCAGGAUCUCCCGGAUCCCAAGGACCUCCAGGUCAGAAGGGUCCAAAAGGAGCAAAGGGAUGGACCUCCUUUUCAACCUGUGACAUCAUUCAGUUUGUACGGGACCACAGCCCUGGCUGGCAGGGAAAGCCACAAUGUCCUGUUCAUCCAACUGAAUUAGUAUUUGCUUUGGAUCUAUCCAGAGAGGUCACAGAGGAGGCAUUUGAGCGAAUGAAGGAGAUGACUAUUUCAAUUGUGGAUGACCUCAAGAUCAGGGAAAACAACUGCCCAGUGGGAGCAAGAGUUGCUGUUGUCUCCUAUAAUUCCAACACCCGGCAUCUCCUCCGUCUGUCCGACUCCCAUAGCAAGAGCCAGCUGCUCAGCGCGAUUAAAGCUCUCCGUUUUGAGACAUCCUCAGGGGACCGGGAGAUUGGCAAGACAAUGAGGUUUGUGGCCAGGAAUGUCUUCAAGAGAACCCUCCCAGGGGUCAAUACAAGGAGGAUUGCCACAAUUUUCAGUGAUGGCCAGUCCACCGAUGCAUCCUCCAUUGUUACUGCUACCAUGGAGUUCAAUGCUCUGGAUGUCAUUCCAGUCGUGAUUGCUUUUAACAACGUGCCUGCCGUCAAGCGUGCCUUUGCGAUCGAUGACACGGGGGCAUUUCAGGUGUUAACUAUUCCGCCGAGGGCUGACUACAAGCCAGUGUUGAAAAGACUCCAGCAGUGUACAUUCUGCUACGACAGAUGCAAGCCUGAUGUUUCUUGUGAACAGGCUAAACCACCAGCAGCGCCAUCAUACAUAGACGCAGCCUUCCUCUUCCAAGGCUCCCGAGAGGUGGGGGGUGCCGAGUUUGAGGAUGUGAAAGUUUUCCUGCAAGCACUGCUGGAUAACUUUGAGGUUGCCACUGAGCCCGAGACGUCCGCCGUUGGGGACAGAGUUGCCCUACUGAGCCACGCUCCUCCGGGUUUCGUGCCCAAUACUCAAUCAAGCCCAGUUAGGAUGGAGUUUAAUUUCACCACCUACAAUAAUAAACACCUAAUGAAGAGACAUGUUGAAGAAUCAGUUCAGCAGCUCAAUGGGGAAGCUUUCUUGGGUCAUGCCCUGCAAUGGACGGUGGACAAUAUCUUCUCAGGGACACCCAACGUGAGAAAAAACCGAGUCAUUUUUGUGGUCUCCACUGGAGAAACAAAUUAUUUGGACAGGAAAGUCUUGAAGAAAGAAUCUCUGCGGGCCAAAUGUCAAGGCUUUGCCAUAUUUGUGUUUUCUUUUGGCUUCACACACAAUGACGAGGAGCUAGAAGAAUUAGCCAGCCACCCCCUCGAUCACCACUUGGUCCAACUUGGCCGAAUUCACAAAGCAGACCACAGAUAUGGCGUGAAGUUUGUGAAAUCUUUUAUAAACUCAGUCAGGCGUGCCAUCAACAAAUAUCCACCAAUAAACUUCAAAGCAAAAUGCAGUAAACUCAACUCUCCAGAUCCAAAGCAGCUAUCAAGACCACAAUACCCCAUCCUGGCUCGUUCUGGACCCUUUGAAGCGAAGUUUCUAUCCAAAAAACCUCUCUCAAGAGUCGUACGGGGUAGUGCUGUUUGGAACCCCAAAAAGUUUAUGGGGAAUAAAUCCCAUCCCCUUAAAGCUAGAAGCAAGGCGCCCCCCUUUGUUCCCAAGACUCGUCUUUAAGAAGCUGCCAAGGGCAACAUCAGUCAGUGUUGGGUAAUGGUGUGGCAGAUCGUGUUUACAGGGCCAACUGGAGAAACAGAAGUGACUUCAUGUUUGCGUGGGGAUGCGUUGCCUGAAUUUGAUGAAUGAUUACCGAGUGAUGCUGACCAUGGCGUACUGCUGACCCGUCUCAUCUGUACACUGUAUGGUAGCGUUUAGGUCGCUAGAAGCCAGACCAUUUCUAGAAUCUAAGACCAAAGUUUCUAAUACCGUGAUAAAGUGGAAGAUCAAACAAUCAAAGGUGCUGUUUUGAGGUCUUAUUUAAGUAUAUUGAAAAGUCUGAUGCCUACAGAUUGUAGAAUGGGAGCCGUGUACGGCGUAUAGGAUGUAUCUACGUGUGUUCGUGGCAGUGGUGUUAGUCUUUUACAAACUACACACUCCAGUCUGAUUUAUAUAACCCAGCUUGCCUUCUCCACUUAAAACUAUUUCAUGCUCAAAAAUGCAUUUUGCUGUUGUUGGUGCUUUCCACACCAUCUGUCUUUUCCCUUACGCACCCAGUACCAGUGGUCCUUGUCCAGCAGCACCAGCAGCAUUUUCUUUCUGAAGACUUUCUCAGAAAACCAACAAAUUUAAGUCUUUUUUUCCCCUGCCUUUUCACCUGGAUUCAUGUCAUUUACUGACUCCAGAGAUCAGGAUGUGCUUCACCUUGGCCUUCCCUUUGGUUUAUUCCCAUUCAUCAACCCAAGUGGGUGUGGGCAGUCUAUAACACAUGAGCCAGAUUUCUUCUCCACACCUCGUCCUUUCACCUGCAAGAGGAGCCCCGCCACACCACAAGUUCUGCCCAUCUCACUCAGGCAAAACUACAGACCCAGCUUCUGCAGACUUGAGGGGACCAAGAGCUCCAAGGAGUUUUAUGUAAUAUUCAUACUCGGGUGUUAAAGGGGAAAAGACAAAUUAAAUGCAUUGGAAAGCAUAUCUCUAGUCAUUCUGGUUUAUUGGGUUGGUUUUUC